AUGGUGUUUUCAUCUUCCUCAAAAGGCGGGCACAACUCAUCUCACAGGUACAACAGGGGUAGAGGGCUGUCAUUCCGAGGUGCACGCCAGAGUCACCCACGCCAGCAUGGUCUGCGAACACCUCGAAGUGGAGACGCGCAGAGGACGCCGUUUGCCUCUCUAUCGGACGCGAUCUCUCGCCAUCAACCAACACCAGCUCUCUCCGAGUCGGCCUCCUUCAACGAGAGAAACCAUGUUGUUGGACAGCGCGUGCAAGAAGAUGAUUUCCUUGAUCGAAUCAUCGUGGCUAUCCACCUCAAAGAGAAUGGAAAAGUAGGCUGCGCAUACUACAUCGCUGCCGAAGAAAAGCUCUUGUGCAUGGAAGAAGUCGACGGCGGAGGGAGUCAAGUCAUUGAAAGAUUGAAAAUUGAUCUUCAGCCUACGACGGUCAUUGUCUCACCCCAAUCCGACGGCGUCUCGGGAUCCUCUGAUACCCAAGUGCGGCGACAGGUGUCGCUUGUUGACAGUGAUGACAAUCACCACCCUCUACCCUACGAGAUGGAGAUCCGGCCUUCUCAUGACUUCGGCUUUGAAGGGGCCCUGAACAAGCUUUUGAACCUUCCCGUCCUCUCCAGCCACGAGAAUGCCUCCGAGUUCUUCGUUCCAGGCGAAUCCGUCACUCUAGACGAGGAGUUACAACCCGACCAGCUAGGAUUGACCAGCCGCCGUGGCAAGUUAUUGCAGAUAUCCUCCUGGCUUGACCUGAACAACAGACUCAGUAUUGGCUGCGCUGGUGCCAUCCUUGGGUACUUGCAGCGAAGGAGACCUGCACAAGAUCUGCCGUACGGCCCAGAUGCCAACCCAACCUGGUGCGUGAGGAGGCUUGAGAUGUUCCACCUUAAAGGAACAAUGCUGGUGAACGCAGACACCUUGAUAUCGCUACAGAUCAUACAGCCAGAGACCCGCCCUGUGGCAUGCAAGCAAGGUCCGGCGGCUAAAGAAUCACUUUCAAUCCAUGGACUAUUUCAGAAGAACAUCAGAACACCGCAAGGGAAGGUGUUGUUGCGACAGGCUUUCCUUAGACCGUCCUUGCACCUCGACUCUAUCGACUCUCGCCUUGACAUCGUCUCGGUCUUCGUCCGUCCGGACAAUGAAGAGGCAUGUCGGAAACUCAGCAAAAGUCUCGGCAAGAUCAAGAAUAUGAGGGCCACACUUACUCUGCUCCAGAAGGGCAUCGACAGCGGCAAGCAAACGCACAAUGCGUUCAAGAGCGGUGUUUGGGCGUCGCUCCUCGAUUUCUGCUACCACACGAUUGAGAUAGCGGACACUUUGCAGGAAGUGCUUGGGGCAGAUCGUCUCCCACUGUGCAUCGUUGCUGCAGAUGCCCUGGACCGAUAUAGUCUCCAAAGGCUAGGGCGGAUGGUGUAUGAGAUGGUCGACCUGGACGCGUCGACCGACCAGCAACGGACUGUCAUCAAGCCGGGCGUUAACGAACAACUGGACGAAAUCAAGAACCUCUACGACGGUAUGGACAGCCUUCUGACGACGAAGGCAUUUGAGAUAGCCCAGACCCUGCCGCCGGGAGUCAACGUCAAUCUGCAGGUCACUUACUUGCCUCAUAUGGGCUUUCAUCUUGGGGUAACGAUGGACGCCAUAACCGGCGAACCGGUCUACGAUGGGCGGGAACUUGGGUGGCAGCGUGUAUUCCACACGGGUCAGCAGGUCUACUUCAAGACCGGUGCAAUGCACGAACUGGACAAGGAUCUAGGCGACUUGUAUGCCAUGAUUUGCGAUCUCGAGAUCGAAAUCGCUUACGAUCUCGCCCAGAAGGUCCUCGAAGACGAAGACCUGUUGAUCACCGUAUCCGACUUGUGCGGCGAACUCGACUGCAAUUUAGCUUUUGCCCACACCGCGCGCCAGCUCAAGUUGACACGGCCGAUGGUCACUGAAGCCAAUAUCAUUGACAUCAAAGGGGGUCGGCAUUUGCUACAAGAGAUGGCUGUCCCUUCCUUUGUUCCUAACGACACUUUCCUGGUCGGCGGCAGCGGGCCGGACCAAAAUCCCAGGUCUGAAGGUCCGAGCAUGCUGAUACUGACUGGCCCCAACUAUUCGGGAAAAUCGGUGUAUCAGAAACAGGUCGCUCUUCUGGUUUACCUGGCUCAAGUGGGCUCGUAUGUCCCGGCCGACUCGGCCACCGUCGGCAUUACCGACAAGAUCUAUACUCGCAUUACCACCCGCGAAUCCGUGUCAAAGCUUGACUCCGCAUUCAUGAUCGACAUGCAGCAGAUUGCCAUGGCCUUGAGUUGCUGUACAAGGAGGAGUCUGGUGGUCAUUGACGAGUUUGGGAAGGGCACCGAUUCUUGCGACGGCGCCGGCCUUGCUGCUGGAGUGUUCGAGCACCUCUCCUCGCUUGGAUCUGAAGCUCCCAAAGCUCUGGUGGCAACUCAUUUCCACGAAAUCUUCGACCUGGGUCUGUUCGACAAUGCACCAAACAUUGCUUUUGCACACAUGGAAGUGCGGGUUGAUGAACAACACAGCCGUCAUGAAAAUCACACUGGCACCGAAGUCACCCAUCUGUACAAUCUCCGACUCGGACGCAGCGAUACUUCGUAUGGCGUGCAAUGUGCCGCGCAGAAUGGAGUCCCUGGAGAAGUCGUCGAACGCGCCUCAGAGCUUGCUCGCUUGUCGCGCAGAGGAGAGGACCUCGUCGCGAUAUGUUCCGCUCUCAGUCGAGCCGAGUCAGAAGAGCUCCAGUUGGCGCGAACCGUGGCGGACUCGUUCAUGGAUCAAGUCUUUGACCAAGAAAUGACGAAAGAAGAAUUGCUGGUUACCCUGGACGCCAUGCUGGAGAGCGUUUUGGAAGAGAUGGAUUGUUCAGGAGGUGAUUCGAACGACAGCCCCGGAUUGUCGAGACGAUCAAUAUGA
Capronia coronata CBS 617.96 is the source of this 2904-nucleotide messenger RNA. RefSeq lists its product as uncharacterized. Gene Ontology annotation, biological process: chiasma assembly; mismatch repair. The transcript has 4 exons. Gene Ontology annotation, molecular function: ATP-dependent DNA damage sensor activity; ATP binding; mismatched DNA binding. The record is from RefSeq and is a predicted model, not a curated record. Lineage: Eukaryota; Fungi; Ascomycota; Eurotiomycetes; Chaetothyriales; Herpotrichiellaceae. Gene Ontology annotation, cellular component: nucleus. Bases 1 to 2904 code for a protein of 967 amino acids.